Messenger RNA from Zasmidium cellare ATCC 36951, 1824 nucleotides. Its product is annotated as copper radical oxidase. Gene Ontology annotation, molecular function: protein binding. The transcript has a single exon. The record is from RefSeq and is a predicted model, not a curated record. The coding region runs from base 1 to 1824 and encodes 607 amino acids. Lineage: Eukaryota; Fungi; Ascomycota; Dothideomycetes; Mycosphaerellales; Mycosphaerellaceae.
AUGGCGCCUCAUGCUGUAUCAGCAGUCUCUUUGAUCAUCUCCUUGUACGCUACAAUCUCAUCUGCCCAAGCCAUCACUUCAUGUCCUUCCGCAGAAACAACCUUCACAUCUCCAAGUGGCCUCACGUACAAGACUUGCCAGGGAACAGAUUACGAGGGACCAACUGCUCAGAUUGUGCCAAACAUCGCCAAUGCAGCAGCCUGCGUUGAGCUGUGCAGCAACACAGUUCCCUGUGACAAGUCUGUAUACGACAACAGCAACAACGAUUGCCAUCUCAAGGCAUCAGACACCUAUGGCCUACGUUGGACGCAGAAUACGCGCUUCACUGCUUCUCGGAGAGUCGACGUCGGGAAUGUUGGCAAGUGGGGACCACUUGUCACACUACCGGUCAUUCCUGUAGCAGCGUUUGUUGUACCUACAGAUACGAAUCGCAUGCUGGUGUUCUCUGCCUGGGGCAAGAACGACUUCGGCGGAGCAGGAGGUCUUACACAACUUGCGGACUACAACUGGAAGACAGGUGCCGUGUCUCAGCGUCAGAUCUCCAACACCAAGCACGACAUGUUCUGUCCAGGAAUCAGCUCUCUCCAAGACGGCCGCAUUGUGAUCACUGGUGGUUCGAAUGCAGAAGCUGUCAGCAUUUACAACCCGUUGACGAAUGCCUUCACCCGCGCACCGGACAUGAAGAUCCAGCGUGGCUACCAAUCGUCCACAGUUCUCAGCAAUGGCAAGAUCUUCACAGUUGGCGGGUCGUACAGCGGAGGCAUUUUCAACAAGCCUGGAGAGGUGUACGAUUCUGGUAGCAAUGCUUGGACGCUUCUGCCUGGUGCCGAUCCUUCUCAGGGCAUGCUUACAACCGACCACGAAGGCCAAUGGCGAACGGACAACCACGCUUGGCUGUUCGCAUGGCGAGACGGUUCAGUCCUUCAAGCUGGUCCCAGCAAGGCUAUGCAUUGGUUCUCUACCACAGGCAACGGCUCAAUUUCUGAAGCAGGCAUUCGCGAUGGUGACAACGACGCUAUGUGCGGUGUCAAUGUUAUGUACGAUGCCGGCAAGAUCUUCACUGCAGGUGGAAGUCAAGACUACACGGACUCGCCCGCUUUCAAUCGAGCACACCUCAUUAGCAUUGACUCACCUUACCAGCCUGCUACCGUCGAGCAGGUCUCAGACAUGCGCUACCCUCGCGGCUUUGCAAAUGCCGUAGUUCUACCAGACGGCAAGAUCCUCAUCACAGGCGGUCAAAAACGCUCUCUCGUCUUCACGGAUACGGACUCCAUCCUUCCAGCUGAGCUGUUUGACCCAGCCACGAAGACUUUCCGUACUCUCGCCGAAGAGCAGAUCCCCCGAAACUACCACUCCGUUUCAAUCCUCCUCGCUGACGGCACGGUCUUCAGCGGUGGCGGUGGACUGUGCUACGUCGGCGGUGGCAUCGGUGCCGACGAUAGCUAUUGCAAUCGUGCCGUCGACCACCCGAAUGGCCAGAUCUUCUCGCCACCGUAUCUCUUCAACUCCGAUGGUUCCAAAGCAACCCGACCAACGAUCUCCUCAGUCUCUGUCACGUACGCGAAGGCUGGGGGUUCAAUCAAAGUAUACAUGGGAGACAGCAGCAAGACUUCCUUCUCAUUGAUCAGGAUGGGCAGCUCCACCCACUCUAUCAAUACUGAUCAGAGGCGAAUUGCUUUGACUGAUGUCACUCAAAGCGGAUCCUCGUAUACCGUCCGUUUGCCGAAGGAUGCUGGAGUUCUGAUUCCAGGAUACUACUACCUGUUCGCGGUGAAUGGAGCCGGUGUGCCGAGCAUAGCGAAGACGCUGCAGAUUCGGCUCUAA